AUGACUACCCGCUGUUCCCACGGCAGUGCUUGUGAAGACUUCAAGGUGUUGACCAGAUUCAGACAAACUGACUGGAUAGUCAGUCUUUCAUCCACACGUGAGGAGAGAAAUUUGAGGGUUUCUACCAUUGCUAGGCAUUCGGCUUGCUCGGCUGAGGAGGCAGGAACGUCCUCUGCAAAUCCGUCGAUUAGAGUUCCAGCUGAGUCGCGACACACACAGGCGAUUGAUCCUUCGAGUGAUCUAGGUUGCAACUUUGGGUCCGGGAGGUGCCUUCUAAAGACGAAACUGUUUCUUGCUUUCCAGAUUUCCCAGAGGACUACCGAGACUAUCUCUAAACCAGGAGCAUCCCAGACUUCCCUCGUCCAUUUACAGAGAAGAAGUAAAUGUUCCGAGGUCUCCACAUGCGCUCGGCAUAUUGGGCAUAUUGGGUCAGUAGUGUUGAAAGAACUGGCCAUUCAAUCCAUCCGGACCCGGGGCCUUGGAGAUUCCAAGCUGGAAAGUUGCUUGUUUAACCUCAUCCAUCGUUACUUCUACAAGCAGCCUAAGCUUUGUAAGGCAGCAGCAGUAUUGGUCAUCCUGCUCGAGAGGCCCUCAGUUGCUGACAUCGAAGAAUUCCAUGCCUUAUUAAUAACUCCUCUGCAUUCCUCAUCUUCUAGCCAAAAUGCUUCGAAGUAAGUAUGUUCUUUGUGCUGUCCUCCUUAUUCAUCCGAAAUUGCUGGAUGGGGCCGGAGCUGCUCUCCUCGUAAAUAACUAAUUGUCCAGGGUGGAUUGGUGUCUCCGGAAUGCUUUCCUCUUCCAUAUUAUCAAGUAAGUCUUUACCAUGGAAUAGCUUCCGGAAAAAGGCUGCUGUUACUGACCUUAGCCUUUAGCCAUGAGCCGAAAAGUCUGUCCUCAUCCGUGUUCACAUCCUCUACACUAAAUGGCACCUCCUCGCAGUUAGAUGCAUAAUGUCCUAUUUUUCCACAAGAGAAGCAAAAGUAUGGGAGCCUCUCAUAUUUAAAAUCCAGCCAGAUUUUCUUUCCUUCAUUAUCAGCAAGCAUACCUGACUGCAGGGGUAAUUUGAGGUCCAAAUUCACUCGCGCCCUUCCAUAAGACACCAUUCCUCGCGUCUCAAUUUUUACUUCUUGCACUUGUCCUAUGAUACCAGCUACUUCACGAACUACUUCCACAGAAAGCCACUCAAAAGGAAGCCUCAAAAUAUGCACCCAGAAGUCACACGAGUCGAAGUUAUAACAUAAAGCUGUGGUAUUUGGUGUCCAUUGUUUCAAAAUCAACAGGUUAUUCAUGAAAGACCAUGAACCUUGGUCCAUUACUCUUUUCUUCACAGCUGGAGAAUCAAAGGUUAUAGCGAAAAUACCCUGUUCUAACGGAGUAAAGUCUACAU
Syzygium oleosum is the source of this 1384-nucleotide messenger RNA. RefSeq lists its product as uncharacterized. The record is from RefSeq and is a predicted model, not a curated record. The transcript is spliced from 6 exons. Bases 1 to 675 code for a protein of 224 amino acids. NCBI's taxonomy places the organism in Eukaryota, Viridiplantae, Streptophyta, Magnoliopsida, Myrtales, Myrtaceae.